AUGUCUCCAAAACUCUUUGUUGUGUUCUACCGGCCACGCUAUGGAAACUUCCUACACUGGGCGUUGCAUAUAGAGAAGGGCCAAGAGCAUCACAUUCUCGAAGUAGAUGGCGAGCAUCCACAAUUCAAGCGCAACACCUUCAUGGAAAAUCCGAAAGAGUCAAGUACUUUCCUACGACAGUUCUUUAUUGCUGUCCUGGGAGAGGACGAUGUCGAGAGAGUAAAGAGUGCUGCACAAAUCGUGCCGGUGGACAACGAGACGAUUGAGUGGGAUUGUCAGGAUUAUGUGCUGGAGAUUCUGGAUAAAUUGCAGGAGGAUCUUAUCUUGGACAAGGAUGAUGAGGAUUAUAUGGAUGUGAGAGAGAUAUUGAUGGAAGAGAGAGGAAUGGCUUGA
This is a messenger RNA of Penicillium coprophilum, 393 nucleotides long. RefSeq lists its product as uncharacterized. The transcript has a single exon. NCBI's taxonomy places the organism in Eukaryota, Fungi, Ascomycota, Eurotiomycetes, Eurotiales, Aspergillaceae. The record is from RefSeq and is a predicted model, not a curated record. Bases 1 to 393 code for a protein of 130 amino acids.